Molecule: messenger RNA, 606 nt
Organism: Pelobates cultripes (western spadefoot toad)
Lineage: Eukaryota; Metazoa; Chordata; Amphibia; Anura; Pelobatidae
Source: the annotation of a GenBank genome assembly
AUGAUCCGAGAACUAACGGCCAAGAUAGGGACCCUAACACAGGCCCACAAGCAAACACUAGACGACACACUUCUCAGGAAACUCACAGCAGCCCGUGAAGAACUAGCACGGACCCUGCGGCAAUCGUACACUAGGGCCCUCCAACGCACUAAAUCAUUCUUCUACACAGAAGGGGAUAAGUGCGGCAGGUUGCUGGCCAGAAUGAUCAACAAAAAACGCUCCAUGACAUAUAUUGCACGCAUGCGCAAUGCCGCAGGCCAACUACACCACAUGCCAGAUCAAAUCGCCACAGCUGUAACCCGCUUCUACACGGACCUUUACGCGAUUCCCCCCCACGCCCCUCGGGCGGACCCUAACGUGGGAACGACCCGCAUGAACGCAUACCUCACUAAAUACACUAAACUCUCCUCAGAUGCAGCAGAGGCUUUGGUUUUAGAGGCGCCCCUGACAGAGGGGGAACUGGCCCUAGCCAUCAAAUCCUCAACGGCCUCCCUCUCAAAUACUAUAAAACCUUCCUGGCCACAUUGUCCCCUCAAUUUAUCUCGGCCUUCAACGCUGCUGGGGGAUAGUAUUUCCCUCUGGCAGCAGGACAAUAUUGGCCACUAG